Messenger RNA from Cyphellophora europaea CBS 101466, 2325 nucleotides. RefSeq lists its product as uncharacterized. The transcript has a single exon. NCBI's taxonomy places the organism in Eukaryota, Fungi, Ascomycota, Eurotiomycetes, Chaetothyriales, Cyphellophoraceae. Gene Ontology annotation, biological process: RNA processing. Gene Ontology annotation, molecular function: RNA binding. Gene Ontology annotation, cellular component: nucleus. Bases 1 to 2325 code for a protein of 774 amino acids. The record is from RefSeq and is a predicted model, not a curated record.
AUGUCCUCGUUUCCGAAUACUGCCAGCAAGCUGAGCGCCCCAACCAAGAAAUCGAUAUUCGAGCGGCAGAAAGAAGAGACCGAGGCAAAGAAGGCGCGAGAGAGAGCCGAGACAGCGGCGGUAUACGAAGAGUUUAUCAAGAGCUUUGAUGAUGAGGCACCCUCUGCACCCAUCAGUAGAGGCCGUCCUCCUGGUGGCCUGGGAAUGGGGUCGGCGCCAGGUCCCGGAAAGAGACACUUUACGAGCAGUGGAAUGAAGAGUGGUCCAGGGAGUUUAGGACCAAGUCCAUCUGCGCCAAAGAGCGGACCAGGCAGCCUUGGCCCUACUUUUGGCAAGAAGCGGCCCUUCGACGAUUUCUCCGGCCGGCGAGAUCGCGAUCGCAAGUACGGCUAUGAGGAGCGACAAAGUACCGAGGAACGAACAAGUAUUGGAAAGGAUGAGCCAGAUCACCUGGACGAAGAAGAAAAAGCCGCACGUCCAACACUACAUCUAUCAUCUCUCCCUCCCGGAACUUCCCCCACGGUUGUCAAAGCUCUGUUUGCGCAUUCACCUCUCGUUGUCGAAAAUGUUCGAAUCAUUCCAGGCUCGACAGCCGAUAGGAAGUCUAUGUCUGCUAUCGUCACCCUAGCAGCCGAGACGGCUGCCACCGACAUCGAUACAGUGGUAUCUCACCUGCAGAACAAAUAUCUUGGGUUCGGCUUCAAACUCUCUCUGUCUCGCCACCUGUCUUCUGCGGCUCUCAUCGGAGCAGGGAACAUCAGUGCUCCCGGUUCGAACCUUGCAAGUCUACCAUUUGGGGCGAAACCCAUUCAGCAACAAACCUCUCUUUCAAGAGCACCUCCUCCUGGACAAGGUCGCGGCUUCGCUCCACCCACAUCAUACACGUCAUCAGUCCCUUACGGCGGUAGGCCACAGUCACAGGUUCUAGUGCAACCUCCGACCGACUUGAAGCAGCUCAAGCUUAUCCAUAAGACUCUCGAGGCGUUGUUGACCUAUGGUCCAGAAUUUGAGGCGCUCUUGAUGUCACGUCCUCAAAUUCAGCGAGAGGAGCAGUGGUCAUGGAUAUGGAAUCCGCAAUCGCAAGGAGGUGUUUAUUACCGAUGGCGCCUUUGGCAGAUUCUGACCGACACUGAAAGCCGCGGUAGUCAGUCUACAUUCGGUGCCAGGCAAAACGGUGAUGUGCUCUUUGAGGGGCAGAGCCUGUGGGUCCCUCCCACCGAGGGCCUUAGGUUUCAAUUCACCACCCAACUAGAAGAAUUCGUUAGCGAUGAUGACUACAAUUCCUCUGAUGAGGAAGGUGAUGAGGAUGGGGCUGGUAUCUCCAGGAGGCACAAUGAUCACAAUGUGCCUGGCAUGAACCAAGACACUAACGAUCUAAAUGAUGGCCCUGGAUAUCUGAAUCCGCUCGCCAAAGCCAAGCUUAUACAUCUGCUUUCACGACUACCAGAGGUAAAUACCAAGCUUAGGAAGGGUGACAUCGCCCGAGUGACAGGAUUCGCAAUCGAGCAAGCCGGAGCUGGCGCAGAUGAAGUGGCAGCAUUGAUCACUCGCAAUGUAGUGCAGCCAUUCAGUCAGCAGCGAAAGAACGAAGACAAGGACGACGACGACGAUUCCGCGACACCUACCAACACGGAGCAGGGUCAGAAGGACACAUCUGCGGCGAGCCUAGUUGGUCUCUAUGUCAUUUCGGAUAUUCUUUCGUCGUCCGCAUCCGCCGGUGUCAGACAUGCUUGGCGUUAUCGACAGCUCUUUGAAGUAGCGAUCGCUCAACAGAAGGUUUUUGAGAAACUGGGCCGUAUAGAUAGAGAUCUCAACUGGGGCAAGCUAAAGGCGGAGAAGUGGAAGCGGAGUGUCCAUAACCUCCUACAAUUAUGGGAGGGCUGGUGCGUUUUCCCGCAAGCCAGCCACGACGAAAUGGUGGAGCAUUUCAGCAACCCUCCCCUAUCACGAGAGGAGCAGAAGAAACUCGAUGAAGAGGAGAGGCGAAAAGGUGAGGAGGAGACCCAGCGGAGGAAGUCGGGCUUGAACAAGUGGCGAAGCGUUGAAGCGGAGGAUGAAGGCGACGCGGUCAUGGGCGAUGCUGGUGUCGACGGCCAAGUAAUGGUUGACGACGAAGACGAGGAUGAAGAUAUGAACGUCGACGAGACCACGCUUAUCGAUGAUGCUAUCGAUGGCAUCCCUCUUGCCGACAGUAGCGAUGAGGAGAUGGCGGAGGACACACCUGAGGUGUCAAAGCCGAGCACAUCGGCGUCACCGGCGGUUGUCACGUCCAGCAGACGACAGCGCCCUAAAGCGACAGACAUGUUCGCCGACGAAUCCUCAUGA